Punica granatum (pomegranate) is the source of this 946-nucleotide messenger RNA. NCBI's taxonomy places the organism in Eukaryota, Viridiplantae, Streptophyta, Magnoliopsida, Myrtales, Lythraceae. The record is from RefSeq and is a predicted model, not a curated record.
CGACUGAGAACGAUUUCUCUCACGUGUCAUGCAAGUCUUCAUACACACACACGCCCAAUUGUCCCUGAGCUCUGUGUCCUACCACGAAUAUUACAAUCGGGGAAGAAAGCUUUUUUGAGUCUUCUUUAAGGACUGAAUCAGAGGCUCUCAGUCUUUUGGAAUCUGCAGAAGAAGAGGAUCUUUGAUGGGCAAAUUCAGGAGGGUCUGUGUCUUCUGCGGAAGUAAUUCCGGGAACAGAACGAUAUUCAGUGACGCAGCUUCCGAGCUCGGAAGAGAGCUGGUACUCGUGUCACAGGUUGAAAGGAAAAUGGAUUUAAUCUAUGGAGGUGGCAGUAUUGGUCUUAUGGGACUGGUCUCUCGUACCGUCUUUAACGGCGGCUGCAAUGUUCUCGGGAUUUCCCCAACAGCUCUGCUUCCACUCGAGGCGACACGAAAUGCAGUAGGAGAAGUGUUGAUAGUCUCGGACAUGCAUCAAAGGAAGGCUGAGAUGGCUCGUCGAGCUGAUGCUUUCAUUGCCCUGCCCGGAGGGUAUGGGACUUUCGAGGAGCUACUCGAGAUGAUAACUUGGUCCCAGCUUGGUAUCCAUGCCAAACCAGUGGGCCUUUUGAAUGUCGACGGGUAUUACGACUGCCUGCUGCGGCUGUUCGACAAAGGAGUAGAAGAAGGAUUCAUAAAGCCGGCUGCUAGGAAUAUUGUCAUAUCAGCAAAGACUGCUAGAGACCUCAUGCAGAAAAUGGAGGAUUACGUGCCCGUGCACGAGCAAGUAGCGCCAAGUCAUAGCUGGAGUGAGGAAGAAAUAAGCAAUUUAUAGCCGUAUUCUUUUAUAGGAAAUGAAUUUUGUUCUCUUCUUCGCAAGUUCUUUUCCUCUCUGUCUUUCGGGAACUGAAUGACAGACUUGGUGCCUUUAAUGGCAAUUCUGACAAACCAGAUCAUAUUUGAACUUUCA